UUGUAUAACUGACCGGUCCCAUUCUUGUUAUCCUUAUCUGAUUCUCUAGGGUCGGGCAAGAACAACAUGUGUCAGUGGAUCGGCUCAAAUCAAAAUAUAGAUUUUUAAAAAAAUUAUAUUUUGGUACUCCAAAUUAUUUUUUCUUAUAAUUUGAUAAAUAAAUUAUAUAUUUUUUACAAAUAGGUCCAAAAAACUUGAUGGCAAAAUUAAGUUUUAGUACCUUUAUUUUUUUUACCUUGCAAUACAGUACCUAAACUUUUAAAACUUUACAAAUUUGUCCCACGUGUUAGCAUGAGGAAUUCAUAUCAAUAAUUGUUGGUAGGAUCACAAGGUCAAACGUGACCCGUCUCGACCCUCAGGGACGGGUUAGUGGGUCUUGAUGGUCAAACUUACAUCCCUAACUGUAGUAGCCAAUCGAACUUGGCAAGUUUGGCUCUCAUUUUAAUUUUGGGUAAAUACAAAAUAUUAGCCACAACUUUUUAAGUGUUCAAAUUAUUAGUCACAACUAUCGAAAUUAACAAUGCUGAGUUGGCUUCCCACGUGCAUCAAAUAAUUAAGCAAAUGGAAAAAAAGAGAAUAAAGAAAUACCCCAAAUCCCCUCCGUCUCUGCCGACCAUUUCAGCCACCUUCACAGUCGAGAUUCCAUCUCUGCCUAAAAAAUACCCCAAAUCGACCGAUGACACCUUCCUCAUCGAAUCCGCCUUCUCCCCUAUCUACCACAACUACCUCCAAUCUUCCUCCAAUAUCUUCUUCCUAAAAAAUAUGACUUUUGAUUACAAUCUGGACGACAAUAGCUACCAGGUGGGAGACAGACCAACAAUGGAGUCGGUUAUUGUGCAUAACAAGAGACAUUGAAAGAUCGUCAAAACUCAAACCGGUGACCAUGAAUGUUAAAGUGGAUCGACAAGUUUUAGAGGAAGUUAUCAUCAUCAUCAAGUUUAGGUUAUUGUCAAUGUUUAGACUUUAGUAUGAGUUGUUAGACCAUCUCCAACAAUUAGCCUAAAAAGCCAAAAAAGCUAAAAGAGUUCCUCCAACAAUCAAUGGGAAAAUCCAAAUAGCCAAAAAGCCAAAUUUUUUUGGCUAAAAACCCAUUGGAAGAAUACAAGAAAAGUUAGAAAUGUGGUGGGAGGCGGGCCCUCCUUUCUUCCAGACAGGCAACGCGCGCACUGAACCGGAGCCAAUCCAUGGCGGGCGUUUAGCGCAAAAAUCCCCCUGCGUGUGAGCCAGCUUUAUUCCCGUUAGAAUUGUGUUAAAAAAUCAGUUUCAGUCACCCAAUUAAUUACCAACGUCUCUAUUAACCCCCAACAUCUCUUUUUCAUAUAUUUCUCUAUAAAUACCUCAUGUUUCUUCACUUCAACCUAAUCUCUUCCAAUUUCUUCUCUCAUUCUCAUCAAAGAUCAAUUAUAUCUUCUUCCCAACAAAUUAAAACCUCUCUUACUCUCAAAUUUCUGAUCAUGUCAUCAAGUUGACAAUCAUACUCCCAUUGUAUGUCAUCAGCUUCCCUUUCCCUCUCAUCAGCAUCCCUUUGCCUCUCAUAAGCUUCUCUAUCAGGGGAAUCCAUGAGGGAAAAAGAGUUUUGAGUGGCAAGAGAGAAGAAUGAAGGUUGAAUAUGUUUUUCAAGAGAGAAGGCUGAUAGAUGGAUGAGUAGAAUGACCAAGUUCCGAGGGUCAUUUAUAUAAGCACGAAAUGAUUCCUUCAACAAUAGCGGUCAAAGUUAUCUUCCAGAUGAUGACACAACUCUACAUGAUUAAAGUUCAAUGAACAGUUGAUGGCACAACUCAUUAUGAUUAAAGUUGAAUGAACAGUUGAUGACACAACUCAUUUUGAUUAAAGUUGAAUGAACAGUUGAUGACACAACUCAUUCUUAUUAAAGCUGAAUGAACAGUUGAUGGCACAACUCAUUCUGACGAAAGUGAAAGCACUGUUGAUGGCACAACUCAUUCUGACAAACAUGUGAAGUGUCUAUGACCGAUUUAAACAAAAUAUUGUGAUUUUGUCAUUAAUGAAAUCAUAUUUAACAAUAAAAUUUUAUGUCAAAAUUUAACAAAAUUUUAUUGAAACG
Linum trigynum is the source of this 2062-nucleotide messenger RNA. The record is from the annotation of a GenBank genome assembly. NCBI's taxonomy places the organism in Eukaryota, Viridiplantae, Streptophyta, Magnoliopsida, Malpighiales, Linaceae.